AUGCUUCGAGCCGUCCUCCUCCCUACUCUUCUGGCCUUCGGCGCCUUCACCCCCGUCCAUGGCGCCAAUUCGCCAGGCUGCGGUAAACAGCCGACCCUCACCAAUGGCGUCAACCAAAUAAACGGCCGCGAGUACGUUCUCAAAAUUCCCGAUGGCUACGACCCAAGCAAGCCACAUCAUCUCAUCUUCGGCCUUCACUGGCGCGGCGGGAACAUGUACAAUGUCGUGAACGGCGACAGCAUCCAGCCAUGGUACGGCCUCGAGGCCCGCGCGCAAGGGAGCGCGAUCUUUGUAGCCCCCAACGGUCUGAAUGCUGGCUGGGCCAACACCAACGGCGAGGACGUGGCCUUCAUCGACGCCAUCAUGGAGCAGGUUGAAGACGAUCUCUGCGUGGACCAGGCCUCUCGCUUCGCGACAGGGUUCUCCUGGGGCGGAGGUAUGAGCUAUGCCCUCGCUUGCGCGCGGGCUGCUGAGUUCAGAGCCGUGAGCGUACUGAGCGGUGGCUUGAUCAGCGGAUGUGACGGGGGCAACGACCCCAUUGCAUAUUUGGGGAUCCACGGAAUCAAUGAUCCUGUUCUUCCGCUUGACGGAGGUGUGACGCUUGCAAAUACCUUUGUGUCGAAUAAUGGUUGCCAGCCCACGGAUAUCGGUCAGCCUGCGUCUGGCAGUGGCGGGUCCGUUCGAACGGACUUCAGUGGCUGCUCUCACCCGGUUUCGUUUAUUGCAUAUGAUGGCGGGCAUGAUGGGGCGCCGCUUGGUGUUGGAAGCUCGCUUGCUCCGGAUGCAACCUGGGAGUUUUUCAUGGCGGCCUGA
Aspergillus nidulans FGSC A4 is the source of this 813-nucleotide messenger RNA. Its product is annotated as protein faeC. The record is from RefSeq and is a predicted model, not a curated record. Lineage: Eukaryota; Fungi; Ascomycota; Eurotiomycetes; Eurotiales; Aspergillaceae. The transcript has a single exon. Bases 1 to 813 code for a protein of 270 amino acids. Gene Ontology annotation, cellular component: extracellular region. Gene Ontology annotation, molecular function: feruloyl esterase activity.